CUUUUUUUUUUUCUUUUCUAUGCAAUGGCUAAGAUGACGAUGAUAAAGAGAAAGAAUCAAUUGGAUCGUUUACCUUACGACAUUCUUAUACGAAUUCUUCAAUUGCCUGAGAUAGAUGUUCAAACCGUUGUCAUAUUCGCACAAGCAUUACCCUAUUAUAAAGAUUUGGCUAUGUACGUGUUACAUCAUCAUCAGCUUCCUCGAUUAUAUCUACAAACUACCAUGGAUCAAGAAGGAAAAAAACAAUAUCUUACUCUAUUUCAUUACCAUAGUUUGGAUGUGGCUUCUCUUUGUGUCACCUUUAAAGUCUCAUCUGCCUCCACUUCCAAACGGUAUAUCUCAAACACCGCCUCAGCAGCUCGGCCGCGUUUACGGCAACUCACUCUUCAUCAUCAUCAUCAUCAUCAAGAAAAAGAAAAAAAGAACAAACUAGUUGAUCCCGCAAGUCAAUUUUGGUAUCAUCGUCGUUCCUGUUCUUCUUCUGUUCCUACUUUAUCCUCCGAUUCUUCAAUCUCCGUGGAUUCCUGUUCGUGUUGUUCUACAUUCUCCUCUUCAUCAUCAUUAAUAGUGAAAAAACAAUCAUCAUCACAAUUAUUAUUAUCCUCAUUGAAGACAAAGAAUAAUCAGCCUAAUUUAAUUCAAUCUCAUUCAUUAUCUUUGAAACAAGGUUCACAUACUAUUUUCCUGUCAUCAUCAAGUGCAACUCAUUCAAAAGCUAAAUGGCAAUGCUCUUAUCAUGUAGAUUAUACGAAUGAUCCAUCCAAUCUUAUGCCUUAUUUUGUGGAUAAUUGUCCUCCCUUGAAGUCACCUCAAAGGCAAUUCAAGACGGAACAUAUGUACAUUUCUCCCAUUUCUAUCACUGUCCCUUUGACAACAUUAUGUCCUCUUCCUGAUUCAUCAUCAUCGCCAUCCUUUGGAUCCAUUUGGUUAAAAAGAUGUGUUCAAACUACUAUCAAGAAAUUUUUUUAAAUGAAUACUAUAAUUUUUUUUUUUGUACAUCAUAAUAAAUAAUCUGCAAAGUUCAAAUACGACUACG
This is a messenger RNA of Halteromyces radiatus, 1036 nucleotides long. RefSeq lists its product as uncharacterized. The coding region runs from base 25 to 969 and encodes 314 amino acids. The record is from RefSeq and is a predicted model, not a curated record. NCBI's taxonomy places the organism in Eukaryota, Fungi, Mucoromycota, Mucoromycetes, Mucorales, Cunninghamellaceae. The transcript has a single exon.